This is a messenger RNA of Passer montanus (Eurasian tree sparrow), 1817 nucleotides long. It is a transcript of the gene SLC22A15, whose product is annotated as solute carrier family 22 member 15. Gene Ontology annotation, biological process: transmembrane transport. The transcript is spliced from 12 exons. NCBI's taxonomy places the organism in Eukaryota, Metazoa, Chordata, Aves, Passeriformes, Passeridae. Gene Ontology annotation, molecular function: transmembrane transporter activity. The coding region runs from base 171 to 1811 and encodes 546 amino acids. Gene Ontology annotation, cellular component: membrane. The record is from RefSeq and is a predicted model, not a curated record.
UCCCUGCUGCUCUCCCCGGAGCCUGCGCAUGAGCACCGCAUCGCGCCUCCCGCCCUUCCCUCCUUUCCCUCCUCCUCCCCGUUCUUCUGCUCCAGCUCCGCGAGGGCCCAGCCGCCGCUCCGCGCCCCGCCCCGCCCCGGGAAUGCGCUGCUCGGCGGCCGCGGAGCGGGAUGGAGGUGGAGGAGGCGUUCCCGCUGGUGGGGCAGAUGGGCCCCUACCAGGUGUACCUGUGCGUCCUGCUGGCCGUGCUCCUCCAGCUCUAUGUGGCCACUGAAGCCAUCCUCAUCGCAUUGGUGGGUGCAACUCCUCCCUACCACUGGGAUCUCCAAGGGCUCUCAGCUAAUCAGAGCCAUGGCAACCAUUCAGUGAGCGAGCAGGGAGCUUUUGGGGAAUGGCUUCUGACUGCCAACGGCAGCGAGGUGCGUAAGCACGUACACUUCGGCAGCAGCUUCACAUCCAUAGUCUCUGAGUGGUUUUUAAUUGGCAAUACAUCCUACAAAGUCAGUGCUGCCAGUUCUUUCUACUUCAGUGGUGUGUUUGUUGGAGCCAUCUCCUUUGGGCAGCUGUCCGAUCGCUUCGGGAGGAAGAAAGUCUAUCUCACAGGUUUUGCCCUUGACAUCUUGUUUGCCAUUGCAAACGGAUUCUCACCCUCAUAUGAAUUCUUUGCUGUUUCCCGAUUCUUGGUAGGGAUGAUGAAUGGUGGGAUGUCACUGGUAGCCUUUGUUCUACUGAAUGAGUGUGUGGGUACAGCCUACUGGGCAUUAGCAGGUUCUAUUGGUGGCUUGUUCUUUGCUGUUGGAAUUGCCCAGUAUGCUUUAUUAGGGUAUUUCAUUCGUUCCUGGAGGACUCUGGCUGUUGUGGUUAAUCUGGAAGGAACAGUCGUCUUUCUCCUCUCUCUAUUCAUUCCCGAGUCCCCCCGCUGGCUCUAUUCCCAGGGCCGACUGAACGAGGCAGAAGAUGCCCUCUACCUCAUUGCAAAGAGGAACCGCAAGCAGAAAUGCACUUUUUCAUUAAAACUCCCAGCAGAGAGGAGCUCCAGAGAGGCUGGCAGCUUUCUGGACCUGUUCCGAUACAGGAUUCUCCUGGGACGCACCUUGAUCAUGAUGUUCACCUGGUUUGUGUGCAGCUUGGUUUACUAUGGUCUUACCCUUAAUGUGGGUGACUUAGGCGGAAGUAUUUAUGCCAAUUUAGCCCUGUCAGGCUUGAUAGAAAUCCCAGCGUACCCAAUCUGUAUUUACUUGAUUAACCAAAAAUGGUUUGGUCGGAAACGAACGUUGAGUGCAUUUCUGUUCCUGGGAGGAUUGGCUUGUCUUAUUGUCAUGUUUCUGCCUAAGAAGAGAGAUACUGGAGUGUUUGCAGUGGUGAAUAGUCGCUCUCUGUCUUUGCUGGGAAAACUGACAAUCAGUGCUGCUUUUAAUAUUGUCUACAUCUACACAUCAGAACUUUAUCCCACAGUCAUAAGGAAUGUUGGAAUGGGUGCCUGCUCCAUGUUUUCCCGUGUUGGUGGAAUCAUUGCGCCUUUUGUCCCUUCAUUGAAAUCUGUACAGUGGUCUCUGCCUUACAUUGUGUUUGGAGCAACUGGUCUGUUGUCUGGGCUCUUAAGCUUGUUGUUGCCAGAGACCUUAAACAGUCCUUUGCUAGAAACUAUUUCAGACCUGCAAGUGUGCUCCUACUGGAGGCUGGGUGAUGAAGCCAUGUCACUGCAAGCCCUAGAUGGCUCACAGUGUGGAGACAAAGACAGCUCUGCAGGGAGUGGAAGUGAAGAUGAGGAGUUCUAUGAUGCUGAUGAAGAGACUCACAUGAUCAAGUAAUGAAAA